This is a messenger RNA of Lycium barbarum (goji berry), 1142 nucleotides long. RefSeq names its product bidirectional sugar transporter SWEET1-like. The record is from RefSeq and is a predicted model, not a curated record. Gene Ontology annotation, molecular function: sugar transmembrane transporter activity. Gene Ontology annotation, biological process: carbohydrate transport. Gene Ontology annotation, cellular component: membrane. NCBI's taxonomy places the organism in Eukaryota, Viridiplantae, Streptophyta, Magnoliopsida, Solanales, Solanaceae. The transcript has 6 exons. Bases 102 to 866 code for a protein of 254 amino acids.
ACAACAUUAUGUAAAUAUAUACCCCAAGAAACUCAGCUUAUUAUGCCUGCAUUAUUUUGCUUCUGGUUUUUCAAUUCUCGUACUUUUAAGAAUUUUCUGCCAUGGGUCAUGUACAUGUUAUCAGAAUUCUCCACACAACCUUCGGAAUUUUUGGAAAUGUUUUUGGCAUAUUACUCUUCUUGGCGCCCAUGAUAACAUUCAAAAGGAUUAUCAUGAAGAGAUCAACAGAGAAAUUUUCAGGGGUGCCAUAUCUAAUGAGUCUGUUCAACUGCUUGUUCUCAGCUUGGUAUGGUCUGCCUUUUGUGUCACCAAACAACAAGUUGUUAACAGUCCUGGCUUCAGUUGGUGGUGCCUUGGAGGCAAUUUAUGUGUUGAUUUUCCUCAUAUUUUCACCCAAGAAGGAGAAAUUUAAGAUUUCUGGAAUUCUCUUUUUGGUCCUUUCCAUCUUCUCAAUCGUGGCUUUAGUGUCCGUGUUAACACUUCAUGGCAAUAAAAGGAAGCUCCUUUGUGGUUUAGCUUUCGCUAUUACUUGUAUUAUGAUGUUUGGUGCUCCUCUUACUGUAAUGAGGCUGGUGAUCAAAUCUAAAAGUGUGGAGUACAUGCCCUUCUUCUUGUCACUAUCCAUUUUCAACUCUAGUACCACAUGGGCAAUCUACGGCUUGCUUGGCAAGGACCCUUUUGUUACUGUACCAAACGCAAUCGGAUCUCUAUUAGCAUGUGUGCAACUGAUUUUGUACGUAAUUUAUCGCGAUAACAAGAAGAAACAAGACCUCGAAAUGGAGGGUUCAAUCGAAACAGGGCUUGGAAUACCCCAAAACGAGUUACAGAAAAAUAUGGAAGCAAGUCAGCUGGAUAACGGACUAUAGUUGUUGGAGGGGCGAAGAAUAUUUGAAAUUUGAUAUGCACUGUUUCAAAAGAAAUGAAGGAAGAAGUCAGACACAUUAUUUUACGAUUUAAUGCUUCCUACUUUUCCAUUAGUAAAAAAUGUGUAUGAAGUUAGAUUCAUUGAUGCAUUUAUUUUGCAAGGUGUUUGUUAUAAUUUCAAUUAAGAGCAUUUUAACUAGUGGCUCGUGUUAGAAUGGAACAUUUGAGCCCUGAAUGAUGUAUAAAUAAUAGGUCAUUCGGUCAAUUUGCAAUCUCAA